UCCCCGUCAAUUGGCAUGAAAAAUGAGGAAAAUUAAUAAAAAUGCAUGUGUGGAAACAUUGUCCCACAUUCUCCCCACCUGUGGGACUGUCACUGUCAAAGCAGAGUGGUGAAUAAGAAAUCCUGCGGAAUUGGCGUGUUUUUCUGCCAAAACAACAAAUUUUCUUCAUUUUGCGUUCUAAUUUCAUUGCGAAAGUGUGAAAAGUUUCUUUCAUUGUGAAAUCCAAUUGAUAGGAAAGUGAAAAGGUGCGAAGGGAAAGUGGAAAAUACGGAAAUGGCAGCGCCAAUUGAAAUCCCUCUUCGGGAUACCGAUGAGGUAAUUGAGCUGUAUCCUGAACAACUCCCGGAUUGUGAGGAAGUUUUGGGGAUUCUCAAACAGGAGAGAUCACAACUAAAUACCUGGGUGACUGUUGCGCUUGCGUACUACAAAUUGAACAAGACAGAUGACUUCAUUAAGAUCCUGGAGACAGCCCGCGUGGAGGCAAAUAUUGACUAUCGUGACUUUGAGAAGGAUCAAAUGCGUGCCUACGACAUGCUGGCAGCUUACUACGUCCAAGAGGCGAACCGGGAAAAGGCCAAGGAUAAGAAGAGGGAGCUCUUCAUGAAGGCAACGCAUCUCUACACAACAGCUGAUAAGAUUAUCAUGUAUGAUCAGAAUCAUUUGCUCGGAAGGGCUUAUUUUUGCCUCCUUGAGGGUGAUAAGAUGGAACAGGCUGAGAAUCAAUUCAAUUUCGUCCUGAAUCAGUCUCAAUCAAACAUCCCUUCGUUGCUGGGGAAGGCGUGCAUUGCGUUCAAUAAGAAGGACUAUCGUGGCGCUCUGGCAUUCUACAAGAAAGCCUUGAGAACGAAUCCAAAUUGUCCAGCAGCUGUUCGCCUGGGGCUUGGGCAUUGUUUCCUCAAGAUGAACAACUUUGAAAAGGCGAAAUUGGCCUUUCAGCGUGCCCUGAGCCUCGAUCCACAGUGUGUGGGGGCUCUUGUGGGCUUAGCCAUUCUCAAAUUGAACCUCCACGAACCCGAAUCCAAUCGUCAGGGUGUCCAGAUGCUCUCGAAAGCCUACACAAUUGACUCAAAGAACCCCAUGGUACUCAAUCACCUGGCCAAUCAUUUCUUCUUCAAGAAGGACUACCAGAAAGUCCAGCACUUGGCCCUGCAUGCCUUCCACGACACUGAGAACGAAGCAAUGCGCGCCGAGAGUUGCUACCAACUCGCACGAGCCUUCCACGUGCAACGGGACUACGAUCAGGCCUUCCAGUACUACUAUCAAUCCACUCAGUACGCUCCGUCAAACUUUGUCCUGCCGCACUUUGGCCUAGGGCAGAUGUACAUCUAUCGUGGGGAUACGGAGAAUGCAGCUCAGUGCUUCGAGAAGGUGCUGAAGAUUCAGCCCGGGAAUUAUGAGACAAUGAAGAUUCUCGGCUCUCUCUAUGCCAAUUCCACGUCUCAGUCGAAGAGGGAUAUCGCCAAGCAGCACCUGAAGAAGGUAACGGAACAAUUUCCGGAUGAUGUUGAGGCGUGGAUUGAAUUGGCGCAGAUUCUGGAGCAAAAUGACCCUCAGGCUUCACUCAAUGCCUACCGCACGGCAACGAAUAUUCUCACGGAGAAGGUUAAAGCUGAGAUUCCUCCGGAAAUCCUCAAUAAUGUCGGCGCCCUGCAUUACCGACUCAAUAAUCUCGAUGCAGCUCUGCAGAAGCUCGAAGGAGCGCUCGAAAGGACAAAGAUUGAAGCUCAGGAGGAUCCACAGUACUACCAUUCAAUUUCCGUCACAAUGACGUACAACCUGGCGCGUCUGUACGAGGCAAUGUGUUGCUUCGACAAGGCAGACAAGCUGUACAAGGACAUCCUCAAGGAGCACCCGAAUUACAUUGAUUGCUACCUGAGAUUGGGAUGCAUGGCACGGGACAAGGGGCUCAUCUUCGUGGCGUCGGAUUUCUUCAAGGAUGCCCUGAAAAUCAACACGGGGAAUCCCGAUACACGCUCCCUCCUUGGGAACCUUCACCUGGCCAAGAUGCAGUGGACACUGGGGCAGCAGAACUUUGAGACAAUCCUCAAGAAUCCCGCCACGGCAACAGACGCCUACUCCCUCAUUGCCAUGGGGAACUUCUGGCUGCAGAGCCUCCAUCAGCCAAUCAAGGACAAGGACAAGGAGAAGAAGCACCAGGAGAAGGCGCUGUCAAUGUACAAGCAAGUCCUCCGGAAUGAUCCGCGGAAUAUCUGGGCAGCUAAUGGCAUUGGGGCCGUCCUGGCGCACAAGGGGUGCAUCAUUGAGGCGCGAGACAUCUUCGCGCAAGUCCGGGAGGCAACGGCGGAGUUCUCGGAUGUCUGGCUCAACAUUGCCCACAUCUACGUGGAGCAGAAGCAGUACAUCAGUGCCAUUCAGAUGUACGAGAAUUGCCUGAAGAAGUUCUAUCGGCAUCACAAUGUGGAGGUGCUGCAGUACCUCGCACGCGCCUACUUCCGUGCCGGGAAGCUGCGAGAGGCCAAAUUGACCCUUCUAAGGGCACGCAGGGUGGCUCCGCAGGACACAGUGUUGCUCUUCAACAUCGCCAUGGUCCUCCAGAGACUCGCCAUGUUUAUCCUGCGCGAUGAGAAGUCCACACUGGCUGUCGUCCUCCAGGCUGUCCACGAACUCGGGUUGGCGCACAAGUAUUUCACCUAUUUAUCUGUCCAUGGAGACAAAACGAGGUACAACGUGGCAUUUGCAGCUGCUGAAGCUGGGCAGUGUCAGGAUUUACUGUCGCAGGCGCAGUACCACGUCUCGCGGGCACGACGAAUUGACGAGGAGGAGCGUUCGCUGAAGCAGAAGCAGGAGGAGGAGAGGAAUGCCUUCAAGAUGCGCCAGGAGGAGGAACGCCGGAGGAUGGAGGAGAUGCGGCAUAAGAAUAAGGAGGAGAUGCUGAUUAAGAGGCAGGAGUACAAGGAGAAGACCAAGAAUGCCCUCAUGUUCAUGGAGAGUAUGUCGGAGCCGAAGAAGAAGAGCGGACGUGGACGACGGGAUGACUACAUUUCCGAUUCAGGUGGCAGUGAUUCACCAUCAGGACGUCCUGAGGGUGCUGGACAGGAUGGCCCGUCGACUCAGAGGAAGCGGAAGAGGGAUAAAGGGGGUGGCGCGAGGAAGCGCCGUGAGAAGGGACACCGGAAGGGUGGUUCGGGUUCGGAAAGUGAUGCUCCGAGAUCGAAGAGGAACAAGAAGGCUGAAGCGAAGGCGAAGAAGGGUCAAACUGAUAGGUUAUCGUCGAAACAGAAGAGCAGGAUUGUGUCCAAGGCUACAAUAUCGACGAGUGAGUCCGAUAGUGACACCAAUGAGAAGCGCAGCAGGAGCCGUAGUCCUGCUCGACGUGGGAGACGCAUCUCAUCGGGAAGUGAUCGUUCGGGGAGUCGAAAAUCACGCUCAGGAUCACGAUCCAGUGGGGCAUCUCGGCGUUCCUCCAAGGCAUCCAGUCGUUCACGAUCCGGGUCACGUUCACGCAGUGGCUCACGCUCCGGGAGUGCUUCACGGAGUGUCUCACGCAGCCGAUCCCGCAGUAGGGCAUCAUCGAAGGGAUCCCGAAGAUCACGAAGUGGAUCACGCUCCGGGUCAGAGAAAUCCCGCUCACGCUCAAAGAGUGGCUCUAGGUCGAGGUCAGGAUCACGAUCGGCAUCCGGGAGUCGCUCAAGAUCUCGUAGUCGCUCCAAAUCAGGCUCCCGCAGUCGUUCGGGUUCCCGGAGUCGCUCCAAAUCGGGCUCUCGCAGCCGAAGUGGCUCCCGGUCGGGUUCUGGAGAUGAAGGAGCCGCCUAAGGGUGCUAUGUUGGUAAUUUACAUAGACCCUGGUGAGCUGGAAUUUGUUCAUAAAAGGAAAAUUUUAUCUUUGAUUGAAAAAAUGAAUAAAAAUCAUGAAAAAUGCAAAGAAAAAA
Messenger RNA from Lutzomyia longipalpis, 3890 nucleotides. It is a transcript of the gene Ctr9, whose product is annotated as RNA polymerase-associated protein CTR9 homolog. Gene Ontology annotation, molecular function: RNA polymerase II complex binding. Gene Ontology annotation, cellular component: Cdc73/Paf1 complex. Gene Ontology annotation, biological process: regulation of DNA-templated transcription. The transcript has 4 exons. The coding region runs from base 274 to 3774 and encodes 1166 amino acids. The record is from RefSeq and is a predicted model, not a curated record. Lineage: Eukaryota; Metazoa; Arthropoda; Insecta; Diptera; Psychodidae.